CCUUUCGAAAAAGUAAUCGAACUUGAACGUAUCGAUGAUAGGACAUUCCGCUCGAUCGUAAAAGCGUACUCACCAACUGGCGGCGAGAAUGGAACAUACGGCGGGCACGUGUUUGCCCAAGCUGCAUGGGCUGCAGCGCAAACUGUCGCAGAAGGGUUCUUAAUACAUAACAUCACCGGAUGGUUCAUCUUAGGCGGCAAGCCAAAUGAACACUACACGUACCGCGUUCGAAAAAUCCGAGAUGGCUACAACUAUUGCAUCCGAGACGUGACCGUGAGCCAGGUUGCCGCUCAUGGGUAUAUGUUUGUAUGCACCUGCUCUUUCAAAAGGGAAGAGACCUCACCCUUCGAUGUCCAAGAGGACGUGAAUUUGAGGGACCUAUACAAGGAUACACUGGAAGAUAAAGCCGAUGAGCCGAUGGAGCAUUCAGCGGCUCCAAGCAAUGAUUCUGAAUAUUUCCGGGAAACAUCGCAUCCAGAACACUUCAACCCCGUAGCUGGAUUGCACAUACGUAAGGCUGAUAUGACGGAUUACAACCGUAGCCGCCAUCCGCUCGAUCGAAAGCAACUGACCUUUUACACCCUCCGUGGUUCACUGCCAUUACCUACCGCACCAUAUCCGCCUCCCUCAGACUCAGAUCAAAAGUUUGCCUUGACACGAGAGGCCAACAUGCAUGCCUGCGCACAUUUGUAUGCAUCGGAUCGCAACUCUCUCUUCAUCGUCCCAAACCAUCUCGGUCGGCCGCGAGACUACACCCGCAUGGCAUCCCUAUCUCACAGUGUCGUCUUUCAUGUCGGUAUCAAAGAUCUCCUCAUGACCUCUGAGCCACGGAUUGACCACCCAAACGCCGAUCCGACCUUGUGGGAAGACGGCUCGCUACCACUCUGCAACCUAGAAGAGCACAAGGAUGGUGACAAAGACGGGCGAAAAUGGUUUGUGCAAGAGGCCUGGCUCACUAGAGCUACAGGUGGGAGAGCACUUCAUACCAGUCGUAUGUGGGACUAUAAACGUGGAGUGCAUAUUGCGACAACCUUCCAAGAUGGGUUGAUCAGG
Molecule: messenger RNA, 1053 nt
Organism: Alternaria alternata
Lineage: Eukaryota; Fungi; Ascomycota; Dothideomycetes; Pleosporales; Pleosporaceae
Product: Thioesterase/thiol ester dehydrase-isomerase
Exons: 3
Biological process (GO): acyl-CoA metabolic process; fatty acid catabolic process
Cellular component (GO): peroxisomal matrix
Molecular function (GO): fatty acyl-CoA hydrolase activity
Source: RefSeq, a predicted model, not a curated record